Messenger RNA from Trypanosoma conorhini, 1290 nucleotides. RefSeq names its product putative short-chain dehydrogenase. Lineage: Eukaryota; Euglenozoa; Kinetoplastea; Trypanosomatida; Trypanosomatidae. The record is from RefSeq and is a predicted model, not a curated record. The coding region runs from base 1 to 1290 and encodes 429 amino acids. The transcript has a single exon.
AUGAUUCACUACGUUUCCUCAGAGGCCUUUGCGGCGCUGGCGUGCCUUCUGUUUCUCGCCCUCGCCGCCGCCGCCCAUUUCUUUCAAUGGUCGUUCUGGAGUUCCAUGACGAAAGUAGAAACGCUGGUUGCGGUUGUGAGCUGCGCCUUUGCCUGCCGCGGCGUGGCGUCUGGGCGUCCGUGCAAGUGGCCGAGAGGCGUGGACUUUACUUCUCGCGUGGCCCUCGUCACGGGGGCAUCGUCUGGCGUUGGCUACGGCGUCGCACAGGAGCUCUCUCUGCACGGCUGGACGGUCAUUAUGGCAGGGAGGGACCUGAUGCGCCUGCUGAAGGCAAAACGCUCCCUCGCGGCGCAAAAUCCUCCUGGGCGCCUCGUUGUGCUCGGGGAGGUGGAUCUUGCGGAUCUUGACAGCGUGCGCAGCUUCGCCGCCUCCGUCCUGGAGCAGAGGGAAAAGUUUCCCGUCUCGUUACUGGUGAAUGCCGCGGGGGUUUUGCGGCGCCACCUGCACCGCUGCGAAGACACUGGGAUGGAGGAGAUGAUCGCCACCAACGUGGUGGGGCCCAUGUUGCUCACAAAUUUGCUGCUGCCGCUGCUGGAGGAGGCGGCGGACCGCAGCGGGGCCUCCUCGCGCAUUGUUAACGUGGCCUCCUCUUGUCACACGUUUCUCGGGGCGUCGCGGCGGUGCGGGCCGGCCGAGAUGCUCGCGGCGCUGCACCCACAGCCGCCCGGCGAGGGAGCCGCCGCCGCGGCGAAGGCGGUCCCCCCCGCACUGGAGGACUUCACCCUGGGCAACUUUGUCCGGUACUACGGCCUAUCGAAGCUGUGCGUCAUCUGGUGGACCUCCGUCCUCGCACGUCGCGUCUCCCUGCGUUUCUUCCGCCACGGCGACGGCAAUCACCUCAAGGUGUUUGUCGCGUGCUGCCACCCCGGCAUCAUCACGACCCGCCUGUACCGUGACCUGUUUUCUCAGAGGGUGCUUGACCGCAUUAUUUACUAUCCCUCUCUGCUCAUUGGUAAGACGUGGAGGGAGGGGGCGCAGGCGGCCCUGCGGGCGGGCAUAGAGACGGAGAACAUGGUGCACGGCGGCUACUACAUGUGCACCGGCGAGUAUGGCCCCAACAGCGGCAUCAACUGCCUCUCAAAGGACGCCAUGAACAUGGAGGAGGCGAACAAGUUUUGUGCUUGGGCGGAGGCACAGAUCGAGGCGCAAAAAAAUAGGCCGCGGCAGCCAGGGCAAGGGAAGAAGGUUGCGAGACCGAAGCGAGUCAUGAGGGUGACGUUCGUGACGUGA